GUCUCGCUACCGAAGAAGGUGUUCUCUUUGGAAAGAAGUGUCUCACCUACCAUUGAUAUAUACUAUUUGACUAUUGGUCUGUUCCUUUCGGCUGCACUGAACUGAUGCAAUAAAUUAGAAUAAGACAAAUAUAUUUUUUCUCACUCUAACCUAUUGCACCAGUUCAGCGUGCAGUCGAAAAGAACAGACCAUAUAUUUCUGAAGAUUCUCGAAAGUUCCGGGACGUUUGCGCUGAUAUUUAAACGGUCUUAGCAUUGAGAUAUCUAUAGUAUCAUGAAGAUUCUUUUAAAAAGCCGGCAACUAUAUCUUUACUCAAUGCGUUAUUUAAAUCUACAAUAUAAUAACCGAAACAAGAUCUCGGUAAAACGAACAGUCAGCGAAAUUUGUAAUGUAGUUGCCGUCCGUCAACCAACGCUGGCAGAAGUCACAAAGCUACUAUAAUUUGAUUUUAUGUAAUUUGUCAUGGCAAAUAUUCAAGACGAAGGGUCGACUGAUCAAGGGAUGACGCAAGAGGACGCAAAUGAAACGGAUCAUCCUUGGAGUACCCUGGAAACAAUCACUACAUUUGACCGGGGUAACGAUGUAACGCCAACACUCUGUCUAGAUAAUAUUAGGGAAAGUCAAGACAAUAAACAAGUCGUACAAGUAACACCUCCCAAUAGCAUGCUAAUUAUAUCACUCAUACAACAAUUAUGUACCAUGAUCGAAGAAGAUACUGUACGCAGAAAUCAAUUGUAUUAUGCUCUCUGUGAUAAAAUGCAUGAAUUACAAUUAAUUGAUCAUUCUUACAAUAUGAUGGAGUUGGAGUCACUGAGGGGACAAUAUCAACGUGCUCUUCAUCAUUUAUUCAUGAUUGCACGUGCCUCAACUGGGAACGAAAAUAUUUUACGUACACCUAGCUAUCUAACAUCGGAAUUUUCUCGUUAUCUUCGGGAAUUUCAAGAAAUUGAAUUUAUUGCCAGUGGAGGAUUUGGUCAAGUCUUUAAAGCCCUACAUCGUCUUGAUGGUAUCGAAUAUGCAAUCAAGAAGAUCGUUGUACUUUCAAGUCGUUUGAAAACUAUAACGCACUAUCUAGAGGAAGUAAAAACUUUGGCUAAGUUGGAUCAUCCAAAUAUUGUUCGAUACAAAGUAGCUUGGAUUGAGCCGUCGUUGCCAUCAUCCUUUGUUUCAAGUAUGCCAUCAACAGAACAAAGAUCAUAUAUAUCGGAAUACAUGAAAGAUUCAAAAUCGGAAAAGUUGCAGUCUGACGAAACUUCAUCUAAUAAUAAUACAAGUAAAUCAAAUUUUAAUAAAGCAAAAGACAGUAGCAGGCAAGAUAUACUUUUUGAUGAUGAAGCAAGCUACACAUCUACUAAACUGAGCAGCGAACAGAAAAAUAAAGUGAGUGAUAGUGCUAGUAGACACGAUACUAUUAUUGGUAGAUUCCAUGAACUCAAUUCGUUGACUAAUAUGGGAAAACGGAUAACAGAGAAAAGUAUUACGCAAGAAUGUGCGGACGAGAAUUCGUACAUAGUAUCUUUCAGAAAUAGCAAAAAUAGUGAAACUGAAGGUCAAGCAAAGUAUUCUAAUGCUACAUAUUCUAGUGAUUCACAUGAAGAAUCCUCUAACCAUCGAGAAGUGUGCACGUACUUUUCCACCUCUAACGGAAAUCAACAGUACAUGACAUUGUACAUUCAAAUGGCUCUAUAUGAACAAACACUCAAACAAUGGAUGGACGAGAGAACCAAUGUAACACCUCUCCCAGUAGUUAGGACAGUGCUCAAACAAAUUGUUUGUGGUCUCGACUAUAUUCACUCACAAGGAAUCAUACAUCACGAUAUAAAGCCAAGCAACAUAUUCAUUAUGACAACAGGAUCACUUCAGAUUCAUUUAGGUGACUUUGGCUUAGCUUGUUCAUUACACAAAAAAAAUCAUGAUUCAGUGAUUGGCACUCAAAUGUAUGCGGCACCGGAACAACUGCAGGGAAAAUGUGACACGAAAAGUGACAUAUACAGUACAGGAAUCAUUCUUACGGAGCUGUUGAUUCUAACGCAAACGCAAAUGGAAUUAAUUUCUAUAAUCAAUUCCUUAAAGCAAGGCGACAUACCUGAAGAUCUCAGCACUGAACGACAUAAAUGGGCACAACUGAUUAUGCAAUUGAUAAAAGAGGAUCCCGUCAAACGACCGUCUGCGAAACAGCUUCUUCAAGAUUUACACGAAGAAAAGGAUAUCACGAUAACUGAUUUGAAAAAUAAUCUUCUUGACAAAGAUAACACAAUUCAAGAAUUACAGAAAGAAAUGGCAUUACUGAAAGAAAAAGUUAGAAAACUGGAAAUAUCGUCAAAAAGUACAGUACAAUAGACUUAUGUUAAAAUAGUUAGUAAACAUUUUAUCAUAUGACAUUGAUAAGACUGUAACAUAAAAUUUCGUCCUUCGAGUAAUCUCUAUACGAUAAGACAUACUAUCGAUAUCAUAAAUUCCUAUGUAUAUAUAUAACAAUUUUAAUUGUAUAUAAUAUAGAAUACAAUCAAACUGUGUGAUCAGAUUGUAUGUGAAAUCAGACUAAAAUAAUAUAGUAAUGAAAUAUUAAGAUUAUAUCGAGUAUAAAAGGGCCACAUCAUAAUAUCUCCAAUAAUUUGUAUUAUUAUUUUUUACUAAUUUUUAUUUUUAUCAUUUUACUAUUAUAUUCUUAAUAUAAAUGUUACAUAUAUAUAAUAUUACAAAUGCAAAUGUUUUUUAUUAUAUUUAUUAAAAUAUAUACAAUAAUCUAUAUUAUAUUUUUAACUCACUAAC
Molecule: messenger RNA, 2772 nt
Organism: Odontomachus brunneus
Lineage: Eukaryota; Metazoa; Arthropoda; Insecta; Hymenoptera; Formicidae
Product: eukaryotic translation initiation factor 2-alpha kinase 1-like
Exons: 8
Coding region: 463-2340 (625 amino acids)
Biological process (GO): protein phosphorylation
Molecular function (GO): protein kinase activity; ATP binding
Source: RefSeq, a predicted model, not a curated record